AUGGAGAGCUACUCAGGACUCAGUGUGGACUGCAGAGCCCUGGCCAAGAUGAGGGGAAUGCUGAUCUUGGGGUUCUUGCUAAUCACCCCCGGCUGCUUUGGCUUCUUUGAAGAUUUGGCCAAGUGCUUUCAGGACCCCAAUUAUGAGUCCAUCCUCCUCACAGCCCAGAAGGGGCUCCCCACCUCCCCACUGCGGAAGCGUGUGGUAGUCGUGGGAGCUGGCAUGUCGGGCCUCGUAGCAGCCAAAGCCCUGCAGGACUCUGGUCACCAGGCAGAAGCGACUCACGCCCUGGGGUCUCACACACCUUCACCAUUAUGGUGUCUGUUUGCCUUAAGUGUAAACCGGAACCACGGCUUCUCCCCAAACACCGACAAAACCAACACCAAGCUUGUCCACACCUAUAUCCAGAAGCUUGGCUUGAAGUUGAACAAGUUCAUCCAGUAUGAUCCCAAUACCUGGUACUUCAUCAAUGGAAAACGCUAUCGUGCCUGGGAGGUCAAGGCCAACCCAGAACUCCUAGGCUACUCUGUGCACCCCACGGAGAAGGGCAAGAGUGCAAUAAAUCUCUUCCAUCAGUCCAUCAACAAGCUCAAAGAAAAUCUGAAAACAUUCAAUUGCAGCCAACUGAUGUCCUUAUAUGACUCCUAUUCCACCAAGGCUUACCUGCUAAGGGAAGGGAUGCUGAGCCGAGGAGCAGUAGAGAUGAUCGGUGACUUGCUGAAUGAAGAUGCUGGAUACUAUAAAUCUCUCCUAGAGUCCCUGCGGAUUAAUAUGAUUGUCUCCAACAAUGAUGGCUUCAGUGAGAUCACAGGCGGCUUUGACCAGCUCCCCAAGGCCCUAGGUGCCAGCUUGGAGGCCGGCACCAUCCAGUUGCGGUCCAAGGUGGAAAUGGUCGUGAGAGAUGGGCCUGAGGUCCGGAUUUCCUACCAAGUUGGUGGACCCAACACAGGCGUGCACACCAUCACCGCGGACUAUGUCAUCAUCUCCGCCUCAGCUAAAGCCACCCGCCUCAUCACCUUUAAGCCACCUCUCUCCCCGCGUAAGGCAGAUGCGCUCCGCGCGCUGCAUUUCACCAGCGCCACCAAAGUCAUUCUGGCCUGUAACGAGUCCUUCUGGGAGCGCGAUGGCAUCCACGGCGGAGUCUCCAUCACUGACCGACCCUCGCGCGACAUCUACUACCCCAGCCACAGCCUGCCCAACGGCAAGGGCAUCCUGCUAGCCUCGUACACUUUGGAUGACGAUUCCAUGUUCUUCUUAUCCAUGCAGCAAGACCAGGUGGUGGACAUUGUCCUGGAUGACCUGGCAGCCGUGCAUCAGAUUCCCAAGGAUACCCUGCGGGGCAUGUGCCCUUCCUCUGUCGUCAAGCACUGGGCCCUGGACUUUUUCACCAUAGGUGCUUUUGCCGAGUUCACACCGUACCAAUUUGUGGACUUUUCACAACACCUCUUCCAGCCAGAGGGCCACAUCCACUUUGCUGGGGAGCAUACCAGUGUGCCCCAUGCCUGGAUAGACACUGCCAUCAAGUCUGGGCUCCUGGCUGCAAGGGACAUUCAGGCAGCCGUGGACAAGGAGGCUAUAUAG
Messenger RNA from Echinops telfairi (small Madagascar hedgehog), 1581 nucleotides. Its product is annotated as L-amino-acid oxidase-like. NCBI's taxonomy places the organism in Eukaryota, Metazoa, Chordata, Mammalia, Afrosoricida, Tenrecidae. Bases 1 to 1581 code for a protein of 526 amino acids. The transcript has 7 exons. The record is from RefSeq and is a predicted model, not a curated record. Gene Ontology annotation, molecular function: polyamine oxidase activity; L-amino-acid oxidase activity. Gene Ontology annotation, biological process: amino acid catabolic process.